AUGGCUGCACAAAUGCCAGAAUCUGAUCAGAUAAAACAGUUUAGGGAAUUCCUUGGAACAUACAAUAAACUUACAGAAACCUGCUUUCUGGACUGUGUAAAAGACUUUACAACAAAAUAUCAUAUUCAGCAGAAUGAAGCCCUGGCAGCCAAAGCUUGA
Marmota flaviventris (yellow-bellied marmot) is the source of this 159-nucleotide messenger RNA. NCBI's taxonomy places the organism in Eukaryota, Metazoa, Chordata, Mammalia, Rodentia, Sciuridae. The record is from RefSeq and is a predicted model, not a curated record.